Messenger RNA from Phodopus roborovskii (desert hamster), 4151 nucleotides. RefSeq names its product DNA polymerase kappa (gene Polk). Gene Ontology annotation, cellular component: nucleus. The coding region runs from base 187 to 2745 and encodes 852 amino acids. Gene Ontology annotation, molecular function: DNA-directed DNA polymerase activity; damaged DNA binding. Lineage: Eukaryota; Metazoa; Chordata; Mammalia; Rodentia; Cricetidae. The transcript has 15 exons. Gene Ontology annotation, biological process: error-prone translesion synthesis. The record is from RefSeq and is a predicted model, not a curated record.
CGCGCGAAGGCUGGUUGCCUGGGGGAACCCUCAGAGGGCUAAUGGGCUUCUUUUGACAGUCGUUUGGCUCUUGGGUCCAGCCGGGCUUCUGAUUCUGCCUUGCAUGUUUAUGACGAUCCCUCGGUCCCUACGAACCAGGACGGGAGAACCCUCAGCUAAUAAAGAAGAAAUCCUCUUGUUAACAUCAUGGAUAACACAAAGGAAAAGAAUAAUUGCAAAGAUGAUCUUCUGCUCAGAAUGGGACUAAAUGAUAAUAAAGCAGGAAUGGAAGGACUAGAUAAAGAGAAAAUUAACAAAAUUAUAAUGGAUGCCACAAAGGGGUCCAGAUUUUAUGGAAAUGAGCUCAAGAAGGAAAAGCAAGUUAACCAGCGGAUUGAAAGUAUGAUGCAACAAAAAGCUCAAAUUACCAGCCAGCAACUGAGGAAAGCACAGUUACAGGUUGACAGAUUGGCGAUGGACUUAGAACGGAACCGGAAUUUGAACAAUACCAUAGUUCAUGUAGACAUGGAUGCUUUCUAUGCAGCUGUAGAAAUGAGAGACAAUCCGGAACUGAAGGAUAAACCCAUUGCUGUGGGAUCAAUGAGUAUGUUGUCUACUUCAAAUUACCAUGCAAGGAGGUUCGGUGUCCGUGCAGCCAUGCCAGGAUUUAUUGCUAAGAGACUCUGCCCACAACUUAUUAUAGUGCCCCCAAACUUUGACAAAUAUAGAGCUGUGAGUAAGGAGGUUAAGGAGAUUCUUGCUGAAUAUGAUCCCAAUUUUAUGGCUGUGAGUCUGGAUGAAGCCUACUUGAAUAUAACACAGCACUUAGAGGAAAGGCAAAGUUGGCCUGAGGACAAAAGAAGAUAUUUCAGCAAAACCGGAAACCCUAUAAAAAUUGAUAAACCGGGUGAGGAAGCUAACAGACUGAGUGAGGACGAACAGCCCAUCUCCCCACUGCUUUUUGAAGACAGUCCUCCUGAUUUGCAACCCCACGGAAACCCUUUCCAGCUAAACCCUGAAGAACGAAACAGUCCUCAAACACUCCAAAAUUCGGUUGUUUUUGGAACGUCAGCUGAGGAAGUGGUAAAGGAAAUUCGCUUCAGAAUUGAACAAAAAACAACGCUGACAGCCAGUGCAGGUAUUGCCCCCAAUACAAUGUUAGCAAAAGUGUGCAGUGAUAAGAAUAAGCCAAACGGACAAUACCAGAUUCCCCCCAGCAGGAAAGCAGUGAUGGACUUCAUCAAGGACUUGCCUAUUAGAAAGGUUUCUGGAAUAGGCAAAGUUACAGAGAAAAUGUUAAUGGCUCUUGGAAUUGUUACUUGCAUGGAACUCUACCAACAGAGAGCAUUGCUUUCUCUCCUUUUCUCUGAAACAUCUUGGCAUUAUUUCCUUCACAUCGCCCUGGGUCUAGGUUCAACAAAUCUGGCAAGGGAUGGAGAAAGGAAAAGUAUGAGCGUUGAAAGGACAUUCAGCGAAAUAAGUAACACGGAAGAACAGUACAGCUUAUGCCAGGAGCUCUGCACGGAGCUUGCUCAUGAUCUCCAGAAAGAAGGGCUGAAGGGGAGAACUGUUACUGUUAAGCUGAAGAACGUGGAUUUUGAAGUGAAAACUCGCGCGUCUACAGUUCUGUCCACUCUUUCUACUGCAGAAGAAAUAUUUGCCGUUGCUAAGGAAUUGCUAAGAACAGAAGUGAAUGCAGCUUCUCCACAUCCCCUGAGGUUAAGGUUGAUGGGUGUUCGGAUAUCUACUUUUUCCAACAAAGAUGCCAAGAAGCACCAACAAAGGGGCAUCAUUGGCUUCUUACAAGCUGGACAGCGUGCUUUGUCAUCUCCUGGGUGUUCUGUAGACAGAAUCGACAAAACCGAGUUUGUCAAGCCUUCAGAAAUACCUCACAAGAAGAGCUUCUUUGAUAAAAAGCGAUCAGAAAGGCUCUCGAACCAUCAAGAUACACCCAGAUGUGAAGUUGUGAAUCAGCGAGCUUUACAGACCUCACAGCCAUUCAGAGCUUUCAGAAAGAUGCGUGAGAGUUUGGAAACAUCAGAGAAUUCAAAUAACUGUCAGACAUUCACGUGUCCAGUUUGCUUUCGGGAGCAGGAAGGUGUCAGUCUGGAAGCCUUUAACGAACAUGUAGAUGCAUGUCUUGAUGGACCAUCCACCAGUGAGGACUCGAAAAUGCCCUCUUACUCACAAGCUUCCUCAACAGCUGCUGGUCAGAAGGAAGAUGCAAGCCAUUCUAUCCCACCAUGUGAGCAUUGCGAUUAUGAAGAUGGAGAGGUCGAGUCAGUAGAUGGUGCAGAUGGGGCAGAGACUGUGGGCCAGUCAUUGACAGCAGUAAGUGCGGACACUACAGGAAGUAAUCACAGCAAAGAGGAGCAUUCUGAUGCUCCAGACCAGUCUUGUCCUAUUCCAUUGGCAAAUGAAGCUGUCAGAAUGUUAAGUGAGCAAGAAUCCAUCUGGCCCUGUACAGAUGACGUAGUAACAGGACAAGCUCUAGUUUGUCCUGUUUGUAACCUAGAACAGAAGACUUCUGACCUUACCCUCUUUAAUGUGCAUGUGGAUAUUUGCUUAAAUAAAGGCAUUAUCCAAGAACUGAGGAAUAAUGAAGCUAAUUCAGUUAGCCAACCCAAAGAAAGCUCCAGGAGUGCUGGCAGACUUCAGAAGGCUGCAGGGAGGACAAAAAGGCUGGGACAGAGGACAAAGUGGUCUACAUCGAAGAAAACAAAACCCCAAAGUCCCAGACACACCCUUGAUGUAUUUUUUAAAUGAACUUUAAACAUUUUAUCAACAUCCUUAUUGGGAUUUUUAGUUUUGUAACCAAUGUAUUUAUUCUUCCUCAUUUUAAGAUUCAUUUAGGGAAGACAAGUGCAAUAGUGCCUCCCCAUAUGACCUUCUUAAGGAACGCAGACUGCAUAUUAACUUAUUUCUUUAUAUUUCCUUUAAUAACCUUAAGAUUUCACUUCCAGUGUUUAUCAGUUGGAAAUCAGUCAUGUUAAAGACAACUUUAAAAUGAAAUUAAAGGUGGAGGUCGGAAGAUGAUGUGUUAUUUUAUAGCGAGCAUAAAAUACUUAGAAGGACUCUGAGUCGUGUGCACUAAUUUCAGCUGAGCAUCUUAGUGCUUAGCCACCGUGGUGCCAUUGGUGCUGCUGUACUUGGCUCUUGUGUCUGAUUUGAGUGUUCUGUGAGCAUUCGUAGUUAGAUUUAACCAGGAUGUCUGUGAAGAACAUUUGUUUAACAGAAAUAGCACUGUACACUUGUUACCUUCACAAAAGCAGUGCACAGCAUUGCUUGUGUUUGAAGGACUUGUUCAAACUACUGUGUGUUGUUUUUCCUUACAAUUCUUUUAUCUUAUAAAUAAGCAUUUGCUUCAUGUAAAGAAAUCUUUAGUCUGCCAUUCAAAACAGUUUGUUUUUUUUUAACUCAGUACUUUAGGUAGCAGUAUUUCAUUUCUUGGUAAAUAUGUUUAACCUUCUACAAAUCUGUAGUAAACAAGAUAAGUUGAGUAGUCACUUGAUCUUCACUCUACUCUUUAAGAGGAAGUGUACAGCUCGGAAGAUGUACGCCUGAGAAAACAGCACUGACCUCAGCUACAUGUCUGUCACAUCUUUGUUAAUAUUUGUGGAAGAAGAAAGAUCUGUAGCAGUUAAGGAGUUGCUCCUAACAUGGUGCCACCCACAAGUUCUUAUCAAAAAGCCCCUUUUGCUACUGCUUUAAGAACUGAAUCUUGCUGGGUGGUGGCGCACGCCUUUAAUCCUCAGCUCUCAGAAGUCAGAGGCAGGUGGAUCUCUGAGUUCGAGGGCAGCCUGGUCUACGGAAUGAGUUCUAGGACAGCCAGGGCUACACAGAGAAACUGUGUGUCAAAAAAACAAAAAGAGGAAAAAGAGAACUGAAUCUUUUUUCUUAUAGUUUGGCCUCUGAAUAUUUUAGUGCAUUUUGAGUGGACAAAUAUUUGAGGGAUAGCUUCCUUAGGGCUUUGCAAAGCCUUUGUUGCAGUGGUAACCUGACUUUUAAUUUCCAGCCUGUUCAAAGAUGGGCUGAAAGCUUGCUGACGUGCAAUUCCCUUACCUGAUUGUCCACACCAUCACAGUUCCAAAGCAGCAGUGUUUUUGUUAUCGAUUGUGAUUUACUUAUGUAAAAUAUUUAUAAAAUUAGAUUCAGUGAAAUAUAAAAUUAAA